This is a messenger RNA of Polyodon spathula (Mississippi paddlefish), 6319 nucleotides long. RefSeq names its product caseinolytic mitochondrial matrix peptidase chaperone subunit B (gene clpb). The coding region runs from base 124 to 2190 and encodes 688 amino acids. Gene Ontology annotation, biological process: cellular response to heat. Gene Ontology annotation, cellular component: cytoplasm; mitochondrion. The transcript has 16 exons. Gene Ontology annotation, molecular function: ATP binding; ATP hydrolysis activity; protein binding. Lineage: Eukaryota; Metazoa; Chordata; Actinopteri; Acipenseriformes; Polyodontidae. The record is from RefSeq and is a predicted model, not a curated record.
AUCCUGCUGUUAAAUUCAAAAACAAAAAGUGGCAUCAAAUGCAAAUAAUAAUUUAACAGGUCGCUUUUUAUAUCCUUUUAAAAAAAAAGCACAAAACAACUUAGCGUUUCUAAACUAAAAAACAUGUGGCUGUCCGUGGUCUCCAGGCCGCUGCUGACCCGAUAUCUUCAGUGCCGGGAGGUAGGUUCGGCUGGGUUUGUGUUACACAAUGCUGUUAGGAUGGUAAGCUUUGCUCCGGGAAAGGAGAAGCUUAAUUACCGUCGGUGCGAACGUCAGGUCGCUGCUUUCACGUCCAGCUUGUCAGUGAGCGAGUGUCAGCCGUCCUGUGACUGGGAGCCCAAGAAUGGCAAACUUAAGCCGCAGUGUCUGCACCUGACCACACGGUGGAGCCCGUUGCUGAAUGAGUUGAAGUACUCGAAUUCUGCCACCGGAGGGAGCUCCAAUCACAAACAAUACGAAAGAAGUCAGAAAGAACAGAGAACUCCAGUUGGGAAUGUUGCAGCUGGAGGCGUUAUCUCAGUUGCUGCCCUGGCAUAUUGCCUGAAAAAAGAUUCAGAUUUAAAAGGAGAGGCAUUGCUGGAAGCAGCCCGGACCAGUAAUGUCCAGGAAAUCAGCAGGUUGCUGGCUGCGGGGAUCGACCUGAACGUUCGCCACCGACUGGGCUGGACUGCUCUGAUGGUGGCAGCAAUGAACCGCAACCACAAUGUGGUGAAAAUUCUGCUAGCAGCUGGAGCCAAUCCAGACCUAGGAGAUGAGUUCAGUAACGUCUACGACACGUCCAGGGUGAAAGGGAUCCACUCUCUGGAAGUGAUGGUGACUCGGGAGGAUGAGUUCAGUAACCGGCUGAAUAACCGGGCCAGUUUCCGUGGCUGCACUGCUCUUCACUACGCUGUCCUGGCAGACGACCUGCGUACCGCACACAUUCUUCUGGAGGCAGGUGCCAACCCCCUGCUGGCCAAUGAGAUGGGGCACACGCCGCUCAUGUAUGCCAAGGAAGGGGAGAUGCUGAAGCUGCUCAAGGACUGGGAGGUGAAGUUCCAGGAAACUCAGCGGCGUCGGGAAGCUGAGGAGAGGAGGAGGUUCCCACUGGAGCGCAGACUGCGAGAGCACAUCAUCGGCCAGGAGGGCGCUAUAAACACUGUUGCAGCAGCCAUCCGGAGAAAGGAGAACGGCUGGUACGACGAAGAGCAUCCCUUAGUCUUCCUUUUCCUGGGGUCAUCUGGAAUUGGUAAAACAGAACUAGCGAAGCAGGUGGCCAGGUACAUGCACAAGGAUGCCAAAAAGGGGUUCAUUCGGAUGGACAUGUCAGAAUUCCAAGACAAACAUGAAGUGGCCAAGUUUAUCGGCUCCCCGCCAGGCUACGUGGGCCAUGAAGAAGGGGGUCAGCUGACCAAGAAGCUGAAGCAGUGUCCAAACGCAGUGGUGCUGUUUGACGAGGUGGACAAGGCCCAUCCGGACGUUCUCACAGUCAUGCUGCAGCUCUUCGAUGAGGGCAGGCUGACGGAUGGUAAAGGGAAAACCAUUGAAUGCAAAGAUGCCAUCUUCAUCAUGACGUCGAAUGUGGCAAGUGAUGAGAUCGCUCAACAUGCAUUGCAGCUGAGGCAAGAGGCCCAGGAACUGAGCAGGAGGAGGAUAGCAGAGAAUCUAGAUGAUGUUCAGAUUGGUGACAAAAUCGCCAUAUCGAAACAGUUCAAGGAGAAGGUCAUUCGACCCAUAUUGAAGGCUCAUUUCCGGAGGGAUGAGUUUUUAGGUCGGAUCAACGAGAUUGUUUACUUCCUGCCAUUCUGUCACUCUGAACUGAUCCAGCUGGUCAACAAGGAGUUGAACUUCUGGGCAAAAAAGGCGAAGCAGAGACACAACAUCACCCUGCUGUGGGACCGGGAGGUGAUGGAUGUGCUGGCAGGGGGAUACAACCUUCACUAUGGGGCGCGCUCCAUCAAACACGAGGUGGAACGGCGAGUUGUGAACCAAUUAGCUGCUGCGUACGAGCAGGAGCUCCUCCCCCACGGCUGUACGCUCCGCCUCUCCGUCGAUGAGAGUGACCACCGUGGCCUGUGGGGGGGAGGGGACAGCGAGAGGGAGGCCCGGAGCCCAGCCCUGCGCCUGGAGAUCGUGGGAGAGGACAGUACUGCCCGCAGACUGGACAUCCAGCCCCCACUCGCCCCAGAGGAUCUGGCCUUCUCUCUCUGACCUCCUCCCCAACACCGUGGCUGGGGAGCCACGCCACAUUGUCAAACGCAUGAACAUAGUUUACAAUUAUCUUGUGAGGCAAAAAACUAGCACCUGGCGUUAGUCACCUUUUUAAAGAAAAAAGUGUCCUGUAUAAAAAAAAAAUUAGUACUGAGGUAAAAGUUGCUGUUAAGCACUUCUAAAAGGGCCUUUAACAAUGGACUGUUUUGGUAAAAGGCACAUCUUUAAUAAGAUGGGGGAGAAUGUAGUCAUCCCAAUUAUAAAUAACUUCAUUCAAGAACAGUUUGAUGGACUGUAGUGCUUUUGGUUAUGUAUCACCGUACACACAAACACUACACAGCGUGUCAUGCAUGGAAGGACUGCAUCACAAUUUGCAUGACACACAAUCAGUUCUUUCAACCGCCAAGAAAAAGGCAGGUAUUUUGACCCAGAGGAAAGAGUUAAAGGAAUGAUGUGCUCUUUGACUGACUUUUCUGUCUCCAUUUUCUUCUGCUCUUCCUCCUCUUAGAUGACAGUCACCCCAUGCAGACAGAUAUGUACGUAAGAGAGGAACGUAAUACACAGAACACAGAGUGCAUUCCAUUCUUCAUCAAGGGGGGUUCUGAUGACAUCAUCAGAAAGGCUCUGCUUUAAUGGUUUGUCACAAGAAUCAUGAUUCCGAAUUCUAAGAAUGUAAUACGUUGAAUUUAUUUAAACAAAAAGUAUGAAAACUUUAUUUUGUAUUUAAAUUCUUGCACUUAUUCGUGUGUUACAGCAAGGAGUUCUGGUUACAUUUUCUAAGAUUUUGGGGAAGUAGAAAUGUGGCUUUAUCAGGUAAAGUCACACAUCAGUACGUCUAAUAUUAAAUAAUUACUCGGUAAAACAUGGGGGUCAUUUUGAGUUUUGUUAAUUCUUUUCUAAGUGUGGUUUGCCAUUUACAGGGGCUGGGGCAUUCAAACUGUAAGCGAGGCUUAAAAGUGCAGCGAACAAUACAGAAAGACAUGUUUUAUUACAAGCUUUCAGGCUUAUGCAUAUUCUGAGGGUUAUGGAUAUUCUACUCCCAUUAGAAUCCUAUAUAUUCCAUGUGUGGACCAUCCUGCAAUUUGCUUCAGUUUUUUCUGUAGGCCAGUAAACUCAUCACAAUUGCAUAUCCUGGUAUUUAUUGCAAAUAACAAGGUCUUGUUUUAUUUAUUAUCCUACUGAAAUAUAAUUGCUAACAGAAAGUAGGUUGGAUGUUUCAGAAAGGAACAUUAUUUAAAUAUAUACAGUACAGUAUCAAAUACAAUGUUCAAAUGACUGAAACUGUGCAUUUAUUUUUAAAUUAAGCUUUCAGUGUUCAUUGCUGCCUUUUUUCUAUCAAAAGGAAUCAAUAAAUUACUGUGAAUAGCUUUGACAGCACAGAACAACACUGCAAAGCUGGAAUCAAACAGUGAGCUGAAUAUCAACUCUGUGUGUUCUUUCACAACUUGCUCAUUAUUUUUCUGUAAAUGUAAAGUAUUCUACAUCAUUCUCCCAAUUAUUGCAAAUGAGAGCUAGCUGGUAGUGAACACAUAGUCCAUGGUGCAGCUACAGUUACACUUCAUGUUAAGAGAACGCUGGGGUGUUAAUCAAGAUAGAUUGUUAUAUAUGUCAGCAUGUUAUAUAUAGGACAUAAAAUAUUACAGAACGCAUCUUUUUCAUUUCGUGACAGAUCACAUGCAAGUCAGUGGAUUUCGCGUUCAUGGAUUCAAGCCAUAGGCAAAGUGCUUGUAGUGCUGCUUUCAUGACAAGUAUCCAGUCAGUAGCGUCACACAACUAGUGGCAUGCACAGUUACGAAGGUUCAUGCAGAUUACCCAGUUCUAACAUGUUUAUGAAUCGCAGUUCGUAUUUAUUAAUGAUCACGAAGGUGCUGGCCUCUACAGUGAAUGUAUUGCAGACUGUCCAUUUGGCCUCCUCCUGUCUGAUGGUGGAUUGUAAGACACGGACUCCUGCCCUCUAGGAACUGAGCCGUGACUCAACUGAGCCAUUUUGGUUUUCUACUAAACUGGGCAGGAACUGAACCACCAGCCCAGUGAGGAAGGUUUCCAUCGCAGAUGCAAAGACACCAAGCACCCAAACAUCCAUUAACAUGUGAAGGGACCAGCUGCCUGAGGUCUUUCCAGACGGCAGGCUGAAUAUCAGAGCGCUCAAGUAGUGACCGAUUUUACUGGUAUAAAUGUGCACUUGCACUGUUUUGGACCCUGUUGCAUAUCAUAUGAUAUAUGUGUGUGUUGGAAUGCUCCAAAGUCACCAGGCAUCGUGUGCUGUCUUUAAAAAGCCACGUCAUCUUUCAAAGCAGCAAUUUUUUUUGUCAGGUUGAACACCACAGUGGAGUGGAGAACUCCUAAACACGAAAAUUUGCAUGAGCUGUUGGGUGUGCUGUUUUUCAUCACCCAGGAACACAAACGGCUGAUUUCACAGACCCCGACUAGCACUAACCUUGGACUUAAUCUUACCCUAGGUAAGGUAGAUCAAGACUAGUGUGAACUGGGGGGUGUGAAACUAGCAAAUUGUUUUUUUUUUUUAUCAUUCACUGUGUAGAUGGAAAGCGUAAGACCCAGAUAUUGAAGUGAUAUGUUUGUAUAUGGAUUGUAUGUGUGUUUAAUUGUUUUAUCCUUUUUAAAUGAUAUUUUAUAAAUACUAUAGUAUACAAGCUGCUUUUUAACCCCCAAGGUUAGGCAAUUCAGCCCACUAAAAGGCUGGGGAUCUACGCUUGUAUCAGAUAGCACCCUAUAUUACAUUCUAUAUCAUUCUUACAAAUCCUUUUUAUGAUGCAGGGGUAUGAUCCGGCAAAGGUCAGAUCAAGACCUCUGAAUCAUCUGGCAAAUGCUGUACUGUCCCCUGCUCUCUAAGGACCCUUUGUAUUCAACUGCAACCAUUCAGCCUCUAAUCUAAUGUAUAAUAACAAAGAUCCUUUUUUUUUUUUUUUGGAAUUAAAGCAGAUCUGGUAAAAACUGGUAAGAACUUCAGUGUUACCCCCCAGCAUGGCUUUGGCAUGAUCUAUGGUGACAGUGCAGCCUAGUUCAUCUGAGGUGUGCUCUGUUGGGAUUAGCUCACACAGUAACUUUGCAAAAAGUCUGCUCUAUUAUCAUUAAUUCAGUGUAUGGAAAUAAGUGGUACAAAAAUGAUAUAGGGACAUAUCAUACAGGAACCGGCUCUGCUGUGUCGUGAGGAGUUCUUUUUCCUAGACUGCACUCUCACUGUCUUUUUGAAGGAAGUCCCCAUUAGAAGUCUGCAGUAUUGGAGAUGUUAAGCCCCUGUGUGUCAAAACCAACACAGCUGUUAGUGCAGGAACUCUACAGACCAGGGCAGCACAGUACUGCUCCUCUGCUAUGGGCAAUCCUACAGUAAAAGAGGAAAAGCAUUAUCUUACGGUAUCGUGGUUAUGUCGUUUAUUUACACAGAAACAAGAUUACAUGGAUUUAUUGAUAUUCCCACUGUUGGCUCCUUAUAACUGUGGAGUGAAUGCAUUUUACAAAUUGAGCCACUUGAUGCAAUAUUUCUCUCUGAAAAUUGUUUACUAUUGAAGUUUAUGAGUCAGGCUAAUUCUAGCCUGUUCUUUAACAUAUCAAGAUUUGAUUGAGAUUUAUUAUCAAGCCCAUCUACACUAUCUGAUUUGUGAAUUUCUCAGUGGUCACUUUAUUCAACCAUAUGUGAACUUUUGCGGCAAUUAAUAUAUUUGUGAGACUCUCAUUUUUGUAAUUAAUAUAUUGGAUGAAAGCUCAGACUAACACAAAGGUGCUGUAUUAACUGUCUGAGAUUGUUAUGGUUCAGCCCUGGCACAAAAAGAGGCGAAAUAAAAAAUAACAAGAAGCACAUAUAAUAUUCUGAUUGAAACUUACAAAUGUAUAUUUACCAAUCACGUCUACAAGUAACAUUUUAAUACCUCAGAAUGUUUUACCUGUGCCAGUAGUUUUGGAAUGCUUGUGAAGGAAGACUCGUAAUUGACUGAGAGGACAAUGACGAUUUCAAAUCUCUAAUAUAACUCCAAAAACAGCUAUUCCCUUUUCCCUAUGUAAUACUAUGCAUUCACCAUGAUAUAUAUUUUUUUGCUUUACCAUACCUCUCCGUGCGUUAGAAUGCUUUCACAGUGCUAUGUUUUUACUAUGGUGUGUGUGAGUGGCGGUGGCG